This is a messenger RNA of Colossoma macropomum (tambaqui), 12820 nucleotides long. RefSeq names its product lysine (K)-specific methyltransferase 2Ba (gene kmt2ba). The coding region runs from base 46 to 9375 and encodes 3109 amino acids. Lineage: Eukaryota; Metazoa; Chordata; Actinopteri; Characiformes; Serrasalmidae. Gene Ontology annotation, molecular function: zinc ion binding; protein binding; histone H3K4 methyltransferase activity. The transcript is spliced from 37 exons. Gene Ontology annotation, biological process: positive regulation of DNA-templated transcription. Gene Ontology annotation, cellular component: nucleus; histone methyltransferase complex. The record is from RefSeq and is a predicted model, not a curated record.
CCUCCCCAAAGCGCAGCACCGCCGUUGUUGUUGUGGUCGAUCAUAAUGGCGGCAGCUGGAGGCGGAUUACCAGCCUCGGUUGUCACUGCAGGCGCAAACCCGUCGGCCACGGUGCGCGGUCGUUUCCCCGGAAGGCCAUGGGCAUCUCGGAGUCAGCUGAAGAGGGAGAGGCGUCUGCGGGUGGGCCGGCUGGGGGCCGAAGAGCGAGCGGCUCGGUCCAGGGGGCCGAGGCCCGUGAACGUCGGCGCUACGCUGCAGGAGGACCCGUGCUUACUGCGCUUGCUGGAGCUGGCGGAGAAACUCGGGCGCCAGAAGGAGGCUGGGUUCUGCACCAGUGGCAGCGAAGAGGAGGGAGAUUUCACAGGCUUUCAAGCAGAUGGUCGUUGGUCCUUGUGCUCUGGACAAGGCAGUAUUCUUAAAUCCUCUUCAGCACCAUCAAUUGAGAACCCUCCUCUGGCUCCUGACUUAUCUGCAGAUGACAAAAAAGCCACUACUGGAAAAAAACUCUUGAGGACCACUGCAGAAACAGAGCAGCCUGAGAAGAAACGUGUAAAUGUUCUCAAAGCUGACCACAAAAUUGAAAGGCCCAAAUUUGUUGUUAAAUUAGCUAGCAAAAAUGUGACCAAGAAAAAUGCAUCAGGUAGACAACAAGUGAAAAAGGCUUCUUUGCGUGGGGUUCGAGAGAAAAUUACUCAGAAAGGAAUUAAGUUCUCACAUGAACAAGAAAAUGGAGGUGUAGAUGAUGAAGCGUUGGAUAAACCGGGCAAUGAAGUUAAAGUGGCAGCUGCAGAGGUUGAAAGAAAGGGAAGAAAGCAAGAUGAUACCAUCAUUUUAGAAAAUAGAACAAGGCAGAAGAAAUUGGUAUGGACUUUGACACUGGUUAAGGGGAAAAGAAGAACUUCCAAAAAAAGACUGGCUGACAAUUUGGACCAAAACCCUUCUAGAGGAUUUGUUAAGACUGCUGAUCUAGACCAGUCUGAGCAUGGAAAAACCAAGGAUGUGCUCACUACUGAUGAUUCUACAUCUCCCAGAACUACUGGGAAGCGGAGAAGGAUCCCCAAGGCUAUGAGAGCUUCUCUAGAAGUCAGGACUGAGGCAGGACAGGAGGAUGCAGUUUCUCCUGAUGGGAGUGCGGGUGCGUUAUUGAGGGACAAUUCUUCACGUUCUCCUAAAAAAUCUCCCCCUGUUGUAAAACGGCGGAAGUCUUUAUUUGGAUAUAGAAGGACGCCAGAGCAAGAGUUGAUGCGGAAAAUGCGCGAGUCUCAGUUGCAAGGGGAGGGUAAAAUCCCCAGGAAAAGAAGACGUCUUGUCUGUUACGCCUAUGAAGUAGUGGACUCGCCCGUGAGAGAAGAUCAACAGCAGGAGCUGCCAGGACAGGCACAGGACACAGGAGCAGCAAGUCAACAAGGAUUCGCUGAAGGUGGUGUGGUGAGUGCUCGGCCAUCCAGGGUGAUCAAGGUACCCAAGAGGUUCAUGGAUGAUGAGGGCAUGUCUGGACUGCCUGUGAAGAAGCCUGCUCAAACUGAAAUCCUACCGAAUGAGUCUGGCAUUGAAUUGGAGCAAGCUGAUAUCCAACAAACACAGGAGUUUAAAAGAAGGCGAAAGAGGGCAAAACUGCAUAACAUCAGUGAUGGCGAUGGAAAUUUUGUUGGAAAGGCGAAGUCUCAGGGAGGGAAGCCCAGAGGCUUCUCAGGGUCGUCCGAUGGCCCUCAGAAGAAGGUUGGGAGAGUUGCUUAUGAUUCCACUCACCUUAAAAUUUAUGAGAGGCUGAAGAAGCUCACAGCGAGCUUGGCUCAGCGAAGGCAGAAGCGAAUGGCCAGUUACAAAGAUGAUGGUGUAAAGCUAGAGGGCGAGCUCCAGGGUACAGAGGAAUCCUCAGGUUCCAGAGGUGUAAGAAGACAGAGGAACUCUGAUCUAAAGAUAGAGGAGGUAAACUCUCCAGGAGUUGUGCGUAAACUAGCUGUACAUGUUGAUGAUACGGCUGGUCAGUCAGCAGUUUCCACUGUUGAAGGAGGUGAAGAUGCAACCAAAGCAGUCGCAGAGGGAACCAGCUUGGAAGGCACAGAUGUACAAAGGCAAGAUGAAAGUUGUUCUCAGAUUUCGGCGGAGCAGGUCAGUCCUAUCCAAAGACUCAACCUCUCCGGUGCCAACAAGAGGAUGCUCCACUUGCUGAAGAGGGCCAAGGUCCAGCUGAUUAAGAUUGACCAGCAGAAACAGCUGAAGUCAGCUCAGCUGCUGUCUGGUGCAGUUAGAAGUGGAGAUGGUGCUAUUAGGGGCAUUCGGAGGAGGAGGAGAAGAGGAGUGGGCAGAGGAAAUACACAAGCGGCUCCUCAGGGCCAUCCAAUAGGAGGUCCACGGAUAAAGCACGUGUGCCGGGCAGCAGCAGUGGCACUGGGGCAGCCUCGAGCCAUGGUGCCAGAUGACAUCCCCAGACUCAGUGCCCUGCCUCUGCAUGAGAGAGAGGGCAUUGCUCCUUCACCCAACACAGAAGAUCUAGGCUCUUGCUCAGACCCUGAGAGCACUGGUUCUGCUGAGCAAAAGCCAGUGUCCAGUAGAAGGACUUUUGGUUUGCGGCAGAAGCGCUGUUUUCGCUGUAAGGGUUGCUGUCGGGAAGAGGACUGUGGGCGAUGUGUCUUCUGUCUAGAUAAACCGAAGUAUGGAGGACCCAAUAAGAAGCGCCAGAGCUGCAUCUAUAAGAAGUGUGCAAGAAUUGAAGAGAACAAAAUGAAGCGACUGAAAGUUCAGAUGAAGCGACGCCAGAUUUCCGCGGCCACUUAUCCAUGCAGCAGCGGAGAGGAAGAGGGCGAGCAAAGUGGUGCAAGAGAGGAGGUGUCUAGCCAAGCGGACCCCACUAGUACACUCAGCCCCACUAGGAGGCAGCCUAGGCGACGGGUCACUCCACGAUGCUACAGCAGCUUGUUAGAGUCCGACUCCACUGACACGGAGCCAGCCAGCGGAGACACAGGAAAGGAACAGAGCAGUAGUGCACCAACUGAUCAAGCUAUUGAUACUGCUACGCCUCCUAAUGCACGAUAUGAGGUGGGGAAGCCACGGAAGCCUGGCCUGCCGCGAGGGCUUUGGGGCCGCCGGCGAAUCGAUAAGCUUCAGCAUUGCCCUUCCUCACAGGCCCUGAAGCCCAGAGAGCCAUCACCGUCUACACCCAACAACCCCCCCACUCCUACUGGAAGCCCGUCUCUAAAGCUCAAGCUGAAGCUCCAGCUGCGGCUGCAGAGGCUGCCGCUUAGUGUGGUGCGAGCGGCCGAAUUGUCCGUGACGGCAGCGUCACGCCAGCCUGAUGCCAAAAAAGCACAGGAAGAGAAGGCAGAUGGAGGGGAGCAGGUGGAAAAGGAGGGAGCACAGGAGCAAGCCCUUACUGACCUCCACUGUCUUACUCGUUCCCAGAGCUCAGCGGAGCACACGCCGCCUAGCGUUCUGGCCGCGCUGGCCAACGGCUUCACCCAGCGGGAGCCACAGGCACAAGAGUCAACGCCCAAAAUCCGGGUAGACUUCAAGGAGGACUGCAACAUUCAGAAUGUUUGGGCGAUGGGGGGUUUGAGUAUUCUCACAUCAGUUCCAGUCGCACCAGAGUAUGUGUGUCUGCUCUGUGCUAGUAAAGGCCAUCAUGAGAUGAUUUUUUGUCAGAUGUGCUGUGAGCCCUUCCACCGCUUCUGUCUUCCAGUGGACGACCGUCCACAGAAAGACAACAAAGAGAACUGGUGUUGUAGGCGCUGCAAAUACUGCCAUGUCUGCGACCGUAAGAGCAAACAUGGAAAGCCGGUUUUGCAGUGUAAAAGGUGCUUGUACUGCUACCACCCUUCCUGUCUAGGACCCACAUAUCCCAAACCAGCCAAGUGUAACACUCCUUGGGUGUGUAUGAUGUGUAUUCGGUGUAAGAGCUGUGGGGUGACCCCAGGGAAGUCAUGGGACAUGGCCUGGAAUCAUGAGUUAAAUCUCUGCCCACAAUGCAGCAACCUCCACAGCCAAGGUAACUUCUGCACAGUGUGUCUCAAAUGCUACCAAGAACAUGAGUUUGACAGCAAGAUGAUGCAGUGUGCUCGAUGUGCCCAUUGGGUACAUCCAAAGUGUGAGGGUCUCACAGAUGACUUGUAUGAGCUCCUACGCAGGCUGCGAGGGAAGAGUCUGGUGUUUUCUUGUGCAGCAUGCAGUAAGAGUCACCCCAGUGGCUGGCAGGAGGUGGUGCAGGACGUGCUAAGGGACGGUCUGGAGAAGGUUAUGAGUGGCUUACUGAACGCUCCAACCACCUGCCACCUCCGUAUGUGCUCACAGUCUGAAGCUUUUCCUGAUGCUGAGAGCAUAAAGGACAGAAAGACGGUCUGUGAUCUUCGCGCUGUGGAGAGGAAGCUUGAAGAAGGUCUUUACACUACACUGAAAAUGUUUCAUGAGGAUGUGGUGAGGUUGUUAAUGCAGAGGCUGCAGGAAGAAGAACGUCUUCCAGAGGAGCAGAGGCCCACUGCCCAGGCCAAGAUCUUCUAUCUAAGGUUGCUGGAGCAGACUUUCAGUUGGUUUAACAGUCAGGACCCUGUAACAUGGAAACCUCUUUUGAAAGAAUUCCCAAGUGGUAUGCUCCCAGAGGCAGUAAUUCCACCAUCUGAUGAGCACAGUUAUGCCCAAUGGCUGGAGGAACAGGACCGUGCCAUUACCAGGACAAAGGAGACUCAAGAAAACAUUCAUUUAAAAGCACAUGAUCCUCUGAAUGUGAGCCGCCGUGAUGUAGAUGAAAGACAGUGUUCUCUUUGUCAGCAGUAUGGUGAUGCCAAACCCAAUGAGGCGGGCAGGCUGCUGUACUUGGGGCAAAAUGAGUGGGCUCAUGUAAACUGUUGUAUCUGGUCAGCUGAGGUGCAGGAGGUCAAGGGAGCAUUGUUACAUGUCCACAGCGCUGUAACCAGGGGACGGUUCAUGCGCUGUGAGCGGUGUAGCCAGGUGGGAGCAACAGUGGGCUGCUGUCUCUCAACCUGUCAGAGUAACUACCACUUCAUGUGUGCUCGUGCCAGCCACUGUGUCUUUCAGAGUGAUAAGAAGGUCUACUGUCACAAACACCGUGACCUCAUCAACAACAAGAUGAUGAAUGGAUUUGAGGUUCUCAGACGGGUCUAUGUAGAUUUUGAGGGUAUAAGUCUUCGCAGGAAGUUUCUGACUGGCUUGGAGCCGGAGUCUGUUAAUGUGAUGAUAGGCUCUCUACAGAUUAACAGAUUGGGUGUGCUGAGUGAGUUGUCUGAAGUUUCAGGGAAACUGUAUCCUGUGGGUUACCAAUGUACUCGGUGGUAUUGGAGCACAGUUGACCCAAGAAAACGAUGCAGGUACACUUGUAAAGUCACUGAUGUGCAACUGUCAUCGCCAAUGAGAGCUCAUAAUUCAGCACAAAAUCAGGAAGAGAACUGCACCAUUGCACACAGCCCAAAACCUCAUGAAGGUAUGGACUCCACUAAUGUUGAGACUAGUCCUCUUGAUCUACUGCCUAGCACCCCAUCCCCUAACUCCAAACUUGACUCAGGAGCAGAAUCUAAAACUCCAAAGCACCCUCAGAACCGGAGACCAGUUGGAGGGACUUUCAGACCAUUGCCAUCCCCAGGGGCUGCAGUUUCCACGUCCCAUCAUAUCCUAACCAUCAGUGACCUUGAUGAGACACGCCGGUCAAAGAGGAUUUCUGUACGCAGUCGAAAUGCUUCUCCUCCCCAAAAGUCCCCCACGGUGCCAAUGAAACUGCGCUCAGGAGGGACUCUUAACCCCAGAUCGCUUCCAUUUAGUUCCCCUAUCUCUCCGCUUGGUGCUACUGAAAACCUCAUGAGCUCUCCAUCCCCUCGUCGCAGGGGGCGUCCUCCUUCCUCCCCAUCUAGUGCUACCUCGGCGUACUCUCCUCGACAAGGAACCAUUGGGAGCACCCCUUCAACUGUUUUCUUGUCCCCACGCCACUCUCCAAGGAUUCAGCAACAUUUCAGGAGCGCACCACAAGAAUCUGCAGAGGUACCUCAAGAUUUCUCUGCCUCUUUAGAGCCAGAAGAUGCUGCAGGAAUGCCAGAGGACAGCAUCUCCACGAUUGCUGUCAUUGGUGAUGGCAACUCAGUGCCACUGCCGUCAGAUCAAGAGUUGCUCUCCACACACUUUGAUGCUGAUACGGAUGUUGCUGUGGCCUCUGUGCUGAAUGCAAAGCUGGAGUUUGAUGAAGCGCUGCUAAAUGAGAACGUGGCACUGCACUGUGGACUGUAUGGUAGUGGAGCAGAAGCACAAGAAAUCAGGGAGGGUCACGGAGCACAUACUGAGGGGAACAGCUUGCUAGGCCGGAUUUCAGAUGAAGAUACCAGUAUAUACAGUGCUAGUGAAAAAGACUUGCCUGGCCUUGCAGACCCUGGAGGGCAGAUAGAGGUAGAUGGAGACUCUGUUGAUGGAGACUCUGACCAUUAUCUUAAUUUCUCUCGCACAGUAGUGGUCUGUGAUUCUGUCAAGGACUCUGCACAGGCAGGGCUAACUGUUCUUCCUACCUCACAGUCCAUCUCUCAGCUGGAUGGAGCAGAUAAUGAUUCAGAAAGUGAUGCAAGCGAAGCCAGUGGAGAGGACAACACUCAGGAAGUAGGGAAUAGUUAUCAUAGUCAGGAUACUGAGCCAUCAAAGAGCAUCACUCCUAACUCCGGAAGGGAGCUAGUUUGCACAAGCACAGUCGAGUCCUUUGUGCCAGAAUCCAUUCUGAGCCAUGCUGAGCCAGAGGUUUUUCAGAAAACCGCUGUAAAUCAACUUUCUGAUCAGCAAGAGUUACAGGAAUCAGUGCCCUUACAGGAGGGUUGGGAUGUACUUGUUGAUUCUGCCACUGAAGUAUUCGCAGCACAAGACAGCAUAUCUACACAGGAUUUAACGCUGCAAGAAAUGCAGUCAGUAUCUGAGGCAGUAAUAGAAAAUGUGUUACCAACUUCCCCAGUUUUUGAUCCAAGUAUUGAUCUUGUUGCUGGACAAGAGGACAUUUUGGCAGACAGUGAACCUGUAGAGGAUUUAAAUGAAGUGUUGUUGGAUCCUGAGAUGGGUCAUUUUGUCUCUGCUAAAGAUGGCAGCAUAGUGCAUAUGUUUGACUCCUCAUCAGUCAACUCCGUAAACAAGGAUGUAAAAUCGCCAGAGCAGAUUGUCUUGCCAGAGCCUACAGUGAAGGUCGUAUCAGCCCCUUCUUUAAACAGUGUCGGCAAAGUCACUGGUCCAGGUGCACUCCAUCUUAAGAGAUAUGUCAUUCCACAGACUAUACCACAGCACAGAAUAGUGAAGAUGACUGUGCCAGCUGGCACAUCGUUACCUCUGUCUGUUCCUGUCAACAUGGUUUCCACAUCACCAGCUGCCUCAGCUUUUCAAAAAAACCUAGUUGUUGCUUCCUCUCAGGUAGCAGUCAAUGGUCUGGAUUCUCCCAAGGAAGCCCCAAGGAGCCGAACUCUUGCCAUCCGCAUUCCUGCUUCUAGAGUAUCAAGUGGGACUGGUGCAUUACCCAGCCCACAGGUUUUGCUUGUCAACCGUUCUGGUCAGGUUUUAAUAAAAGACCCACAGACCAACACUUACCAGCUGCCUAGUGCUAAUUCACCAUCUUUCAGCCACAUUAGACAAAUUGCUAAGAUCAUCCACAGCAGUAACCUUGUUCAGAGAUCUGUUCCAAGAGUUGUGGUAACCCCUGUGCCUCAAGCAAGCCCCAGCCAAGCUCCAACCACACAUGUAGUAUCAUACAGCAAUGGAGCUGUGCCCUCUACUAAGGUUUUCAUCAGGAAGCUACCUCAAAAGUUUUCAGAAGUGCAAAUGAACAGUGGUGUAAGACUGAACAAUACAGCUGUGCCAGUCUCGCCAGUAUCAGAAGUAAACCAGAGAGAUGACGCACAGGCUAUAAUAGAGAGAGCCAUGGCAAGCCACCGAGAAAUGGCAAACCCUGGUGUGCUGAGUCCAUCCCAGUUCCAGGUCCACCCAUACCUUAGCAAGCUCCACUCUCCUGAUAUGGUAGAACAGUCUUCGAAACUGCAACACCGGACUCAGCCUGCCAUUCUGUCCCGUUCAAAGUCUCAGGUCAGAGUCAAGAGGGUGUCUUCAGCAUCAGAGCGAACAAGCAUAAAGAAAUCCAAGACUGACUUUAUAGAGCCGACGGUUUCUAGCUCUCAGGAUGAACUUAACAGAUUUAACAAGGUACGCAUUAAGGCCCCAACCUUUAAGGACGUGCUGGACUUUGACCACACAGAAGCUGAAAAUCUCCCUGGACCAAAGACUGCUGAAGCCAAAGACUUUGAAAACAAAAGAGUUACUCCAAUAGAAUGUGAAUCCAGUGAACCGCAGGAAGGAGAGAGGGGCAUCCAUGACAAAACUCAUGAAUGGGUCAGCUCUAGAAACAGUGACCUGUCUGACUGGACUCCCUGUGCAGAUUGGAGUUCAGAUGAGGACUCUCCAUCACCCUUUAAGCAGGAGCAGAAUGAAUGUGCUGGUCAAAAUCAGCCGCACCUGCUCUUCAAAAUCACUAGCGAUGAUGGCUUCAGUGUGGAAGCAGACAGCAUUGAGGUGGCGUGGAGGGCAGUGGUGGAUGGUGUCCAGGAGGCACGGACGGGCUAUAGGCUCGAACAGUUGCCUCUAGGCAGAAUGAGUGGAGCCAGGGUACUUGGUGUCAUCCACGAUGCUGUGCUAUUCCUCCUGGAGCAGCUGCAGGGCGCUCCCCAGUGCCAGAGCCACCGAUUCCGUUUCCACCAGCAUGAGAAACCAGAGAAAGAGCCGCCAGUAAAUCCUAGUGGCUGUGCUCGUGCUGAGGUCUACAUGAGGAAGUCCACAUUUGACAUGUUCAACUUCUUGGCUUCCCAACAUCGGCAGCUUCCUGAGAGCAGGCCCUGUGAUGAAGACGAGGAUGACAUUAAGCUUAAAUCCAGCAGACGUGCGACCAGUACAGAAUUACCGAUGGCAAUGAGGUUCAGGCACCUUGAGAAAACAUCUAAAGAAGCCGUAGGAGUUUAUAGGUCUGCCAUUCAUGGGCGUGGUCUUUUCUGCAAGAGGAACAUAGAAGCUGGAGAGAUGGUGAUUGAGUAUGCUGGUAAUGUCAUUCGUUCAGUUUUAACUGACAAGCGGGAGAAAUACUACGACAGUAAGGGCAUUGGCUGCUACAUGUUUCGUAUUGAUGAUUUUGAUGUCGUGGAUGCCACCAUGCAUGGCAAUGCAGCACGUUUUAUUAACCACUCAUGUGAGCCCAACUGUUACUCGCGGGUCAUUAAUGUGGAAGGCCGGAAGCACAUCGUCAUAUUUGCUUUGAGGAAGAUCUACCGUGGGGAGGAACUCACCUACGAUUACAAGUUCCCCAUUGAAGAUGCCAGCAACAAGCUGCACUGUAACUGUGGAGCUAGACGAUGUAGACGCUUUUUGAAUUAGGAUUUGAACAUGGUUGGAUUGAACUAGGACUUAAACAUGGAUGAAGGUACUCAGGGGCAAGAUAGGAAGUAAAUAAGGGAGGUAGGCAAUUCCGUGUGGAAAGAAACAUUUUAGCUUAAGUCAGUGUUUCCUGGGUUUGAGAAAUACUGGCUUCAAUGAGCAACCAUUUGUCUUUGCAAACAGCUCAACAUAUUGGCAUGCAUGUGGGCAAGUUGAAACCUUUUUGGGCCAAGGACCAGCACAUCUAAUGGACAGAUUUUCCAGUUCUCUCACUCCUUAGUACUGUAGUCCUCUUGCUCAUAAUUGAGUUGCUAAAAAAAAGACGUCCCUCAGAACUCUGUGGCCAUAUUUCAUUCUUGUUGGGACAUAGAGUGAAAUGGCCUUUCCCAUUUUCAUUGAGUGAAAAAUCUUCAGCUUUGUACCUGAUGUUUUCUUAAUGGCUGCUUACAGCCAUAGUGCAGUACUUCAGUUCACUAGGGCUGCUGAGUGUAAACCCAGUCUUGUAUGUUUUAAGGGUGUUUUUGCAUUUUUGCUACUGAUUCGGAAGAGCUCUGUAGAGAGUCCUCAAUUAGCACCUUACCAGUAUAGCUCUGUAUUUAUCAGAGUUGAAUUAUUAUACCCUGUUUGUGGGACUUUGAGUGAUGUUUUUUCAGUGAACAGAGGCUUCAGUGAAUAUAUUUUAAAUGAUGGUGCUAAUCAGAGUACCAGAUUUUUUUUUUCUGCUGCUUUUUAAACUUCCAAACAGCUUUCUUUCUCUUGUGAUUACUGUGCUGUCAAUUUGUGUGAGAUUUCUCUUCCAAAGUUUGGAUUUCCUACAGCUUUCCACAUUUGGGUACCUGUACAGAAUUUUAUUUUUUACCCCGUUCAUUGCGUAUCCCAACUAUGUGCAGAUAAAAUUCUGUAUAUAUGAAUGGUAGGUGCUUAAAGGUCUGCUCUGGGCAAUUUAUUUUUAAUUGUGUGUGUGUGUGUGUGUGUGUGUGUGUGUGCGCUUCUCAUUUCUUUCUUUUUUGUUCUUUUUUUUUAAUAAUUCUGUCUAGUUUUUAUACAUUUUUUGCAGUUGCAGUUGAGAAUUGACACCCAGAUGGUAGUACAUGUAUAGCAUAAGCUUAUCAAAUAAUUUGGCUGUCCAGCUUGUAUUAUCACUUAAAGCUAAAAAUUUUAAAACACAGCUGUUGUAAUUGGACGAAUCUAAAAAAAUAACUUGAAGGAAAUGACCAUGCUUCUUAUAGCCAUGUGUUCUUCUUUUGCUCUCUCUUUCAUAGCCAGUCAUACCAGGGACACUUUGCAGAUCUACUACCUCAGUGGCGCAUGACCCAUGAUAGCUAGUGAAAUACGAUUGAACAGUAGCAAAAAAAUUUGCUGCAGUUUUUCACUAGCAUUGAGUUUAUGCAAUUUGACUGCAGAUUUUUUUUCCUUUGCUUUCAGUGGGCUUCAGGUCCUCCCUUGUGUUUUUGUAUAGAAUGUUUUGUUUACUUAACAUGAAGAGUACGGAUUGAGUCCCUAACUUAGCAUGAGGAACUUGUCCAUGUUAUUUAGCACAGUGCGUCUUUGUAUAUAGUUGUACAAAAAUUUCAGAACCUGUUAAAUUUUUCUACGCACUUUUUUAUUUAUGAUGUUCUAUAUGUAAUAAAGAUCCUAAAAUUUUUCAACAAAACAGUUGAAUGUAAUUCAGUUUUAUUUGUGCGGUUGUAUGCAAAAGGUUUUUUUUUGUUGAUUGAGGUAAAAACAGAAGUGAACACAAACUUAAAAAAAUGCAUUUAGUUUAUAGUUGAUGUUCUUAAGUGGGGGAAAAAAUAAAAUGUGUAGCAGUUGUGGCUUAUUAUGGGAUAUCUUGCAUGCACAGUAUGUUUGGUAACUGUAAGAGCCAUUACAAAAGCCUUAGUUUUAGUUCAUGGUGAAUUUUGAGGUAGGUUUUAGAUCAUUGUCUUAUUUUAAAUGCCACACUCUUUUAGGCUUCUUUUUAAGCUUCACAUUUGCUUUUCACUGAUAUUUAGUGCUUCAUUCUUCCAUCUACCUCUGCAGUGUUUCCAGUGCUGCUGGCCGCCACAUAACCCCAAAGCAGGAUAGAUCAGCGCUUACCAGUUAAUAAGGUGUUCUUUUCAUCAAAUGCUGCUUUUUUUCUUCUAGCAUACGAUCAGAGACUAACAGGCAGUUUUUACCUCAUCAGUUCACAGCACUUGUUUUAAAAUGCCUCUGGUUUACCAAGAUGCCGGAUUUUAUUUGGGCUGUGGCUUCUGUUUUAGAGUGUGUUUUUUAAGUAGCCUGGCAGCCAAUACAUUGCAUUUUUACCUUUUAUCUGAUGGUGGCCUUUAGUCAAGAUCAAAGCCCAAACUUGACAUUGAGAACCAGCGAUCUUGGAGAGAUGGACAUUUGAAUGCUUUUUCAUUAAGAGUCGCAGCAAAUGUAUGUCCCUCAUAUGGCAAAAGACUAAUUAAUCUGAAUAGACAUGAAACAAAGCAUGGAUGUUGCAAUAAAUAUUUGGGGGGGGGGGCAAAGUUAUGCUCUGGUGCCAAAGUGAUACAUGUUUAAGGGUCAUCACCAAAUUCUCAGGAUGGAUUGUCAGCAAGACACUCUGUUCUAUCAAUUUUUCUACAUGGUUGUGUUUUUGAUCCUUUGAAAAUGCAGUAUUUUUAAUCAUUUGUGAAUAAUAUUUCAGCCCUCAAGUAUUUUGACAUGGUCCGAUCUGGCCCUCUUUGAAAAAGGUUUGGACACCCUGAUCUAGAUGUUUUUCAUACUUCAGAUGUUGACUAUGAUGAGGUUACUGGUAAGGUUUCUUUCUGAUGACUCUUCCAUGCAGAUUGUGUUUGUGCAAGUAACGCUGCACCAAAACCUUUUAAGCCUUCCUGCAGGUCCUUGCUGUCAUAUGGGGGUUUUGCUUUGCCUUUCUGGCUGGGAUAAAAGUGGUUCUGUCUGAGAAUUUUCUUGUUCUUCCAGAUUUUGCCACUGUUCCACAGUUCCCAUUAACUUGAUAUCUUUUUAUGGCCUUCCCAUGCUUUGGAGGCAUCAAUGAGUGUCAUUUUGAGACGUUUUCAUUUGCCCAAACGUAUACAUGCCAUACAUGUAUAAAGUAACUGCAUAGUUUGCAGCAGAUGUUCUUUACUUCAUUACACACAAGAAAUAUGUGUAAUUUGUUAAGGGUGUGUUCAUAUUCUUGCACACAACUGUGUAGUGCAUUUUACAAUGUAGUUUGUCAUGGUUUUUGCAGAAAUUUGGGUCCAAACUAGUCAUGACUGAGGUAAGAGUGGUAAUGUGGUAGUGGAGCCAGCAGACAACAUGGUGAGAACAUUUUUGUUAUUUGAUGUAAUAUUCUGUAGCACAGCAUAGCAUAGCAUUUUACAGACUUUAUGAUUUUGUAUUCUUUGUCAGUGUCCAGCAAUGUUCUCUCUCUACACUAUGCAUUCUACAAUUAUGCCAUAAAACUAUUAAGAAUUUCCCCAUGGCGAUU